AUGAUUAUCAAGGAAUAGUGAGUUUUACCCUGAUUUUUAACUAAAAUUCAAAAGAAGGGCCAGUGUUGUAGUUUCACACUUUUCCUUGAUGGAUUAUAACUCGUGACUCUUCGGUUGCUCAAGAGCAGAUGAAGCGAGUUCAAGGCCGAGUGAGAACCACUAAAAUAGGACAAGGUAUUCAGGCAAAAGAUUUAUUCAGGGUGGGUAACCCUAAGCCAGGAAUAUACAGAAUAGAAUCGUGUGUACAGAAAACAUUUAAAGUUUCUCAAAAUGUCUCAAAAUUCUCCAUUUCUUUUCAGUCGCGUUGUUCUGCCGCUUUCGGUGGAAGAGUACCAAGUGGGGCAGCUGUGGUCGGUCGCGGAGGCGUCAAAAGCCGAAACGGGCGGCGGCGAGGGCGUCGAAGUGCUCAAGAACGAGCCGUUCGACAAUGUUCCGCUGCUGAACGGACAGUUCAACAAAGGACAAUACACUCACAAAAUCUACCAUCUCCAAUCGUGAGUGUUUCAUCAUUUUAGGCUUUUUUUACCUAAACAUCCCAUUUUUACAGAAAAGUGCCAGCACUGAUCCGUAAAAUCGCGCCAAAAGGCUCGCUGGCAAUCCACGAGGAGGCGUGGAACGCGUAUCCGUACUGCAAGACGGUCAUCACGAAUCCCGAUUAUAUGAAAGAGAACUUCUAUGUGAAAAUUGAGACGAUCCACCUGCCGGACAACGGAACGACCGAGAACGCGCACGGACUGAAGGGCGAGGAGCUGGCGAAGCGGGAAAUUGUCAAUAUCAACAUUGCCAACGACCACGAGCACCUCAAUUCCGGCGAUGUCCAUCCGGACACGACGCCCUCCAAAUUUCACAGCACCAAAACCGGACGGUACGCUUUUCGGCUUGAACUUCAAACCUUGAAAUUCUAGAAAAAUCGUUGAAUGGGCUUUAAAGGGUUUGAAGCUAAAUUUGCAAAAAUUCUGAAUUUCAGUGGUCCGCUAACAGGAAAUUGGCGAGAAACGUCGCAGCCGGUGAUGUGCGCCUACAAGCUCGUCACCGUCUACUUCAAAUGGUUCGGAUUCCAGAAGAUUGUCGAGGGAUACGCCCACACGGUAAUUUUGCAUUUUUUUUCGAAUUAAAAUCCAGGAUGUUUUUUUGUUUUUUUUCAGCAAUACCCACGCCUCUUCUCGAAAUUCCACCGAGAAGUGUUCUGUUGGAUCGACAAAUGGCACGGCCUCACGAUGGUCGACAUCCGGGAAAUCGAGGCGAAAGCGCAAAAAGAGCUCGAGGAGCAGCGGGCACAGGGACAAGUGCGCGGAAUGUCCGGAUGA
Molecule: messenger RNA, 1307 nt
Organism: Caenorhabditis sp. 36 PRJEB53466
Lineage: Eukaryota; Metazoa; Nematoda; Chromadorea; Rhabditida; Rhabditidae
Source: the annotation of a GenBank genome assembly